Molecule: messenger RNA, 2541 nt
Organism: Spirodela intermedia
Lineage: Eukaryota; Viridiplantae; Streptophyta; Magnoliopsida; Alismatales; Araceae
Source: the annotation of a GenBank genome assembly
AUGAACAGGAGGUCUCUCGUCCUCCGUCGCUUACUCGGUUCCCGUGCAACGCCGCAUCAUCUGUUCGAGGAAAUCCCCCACAGAAGCCCUCUUUCUCCUCCUCCCGCCGCCGAGCUCAAUGCGUUGCUGUUUGGGUACUCGCGAGACGGCGAGCUGCGACAAGUCCUCGGACUCUUCGCGCAGAUCUUUCGGUCCGGUGGGGCGGCGGACGAGUCGACCUUCUCCUGCACGCUGAAAGCCUGCGGCUGCGCAGGCGAUGCGGCCCUCGGGAGGCAGCUCCACGGCUGCAGCGCCAAGCGAGGGCUCGGCGAGCAUGUCAGCGUCGGGACCUCUCUGGUGGACAUGUACAUGAAGCUCGGAGCGGUGGAAGAAGGGAGGAGGGUGUUUGAUUCGAUGCCCAAGAGGAACGUGGUGUCUUGGAGCUCGUUGCUCACUGGGUACACGCAGAACGGGCAGCAGGGGGUUGUGCUGGAGAUUUUCGGCCGGAUGAUGGAGGAGGGGGUUAAGCCCAAUCCCUACACCUUCGCCAGCGUCCUCACGGCCUCAUCUGGGCUGCAAGCCGUGGAGACGGGGCUGAAAGCUCACGGACUGGUGAUCAGAUUCGGGUUUGAAGCUGCUGUCUUUGUCUGCAAUUCUCUGGUGAACAUGUACUCGAAAUGUGGGUUGACUGCGGACGCGAGGAAGGUGUUCGACAAUAUGGGUGAAAUAGACUCCGUGUCGUGGAACGCCAUGGUUGCUGGUCUCGUGCAGAACGAGCUCGAUCGAGAGGCGCUCGAGUUGUUUCGCCAGAUGAGGGCGGAGGGGGCGAGCCUGACUCAGCUGAGCUUCGCCGCCGUGAUGAAGGCCUGCGCUGGUGUUGGCGAGUUGGGCUUCGGCCGCCAGCUCCACUGCUGCGCCAUGAAGAAGGGUUUUGCGUCGGACGGGAACAUCGGGACGGCUCUCACGGUGGUCUACUGCAAGUCCGGCGAGAUGGACGAGGGUUUCAGGGUGUUCUCGACGAUGGGUCCGAGCAGAAACGUCGUUUCCUGGACGGCGAUCAUCUGUGGGUACCUGACCAACGGGAGACCGGAUCAGGCGGCGGCCAUCUUCCUCCAGAUGAGAAGAGAGGACGCCAUGCCGAACGAAUUCACCUUCUCGGCCAUGUUGACGGCUUCCCCUCUCGUCUCCCCGCUCCAGAUCCAUGCCCAGGCCAUAAAAUCCGGCCACGAGACCUCUCCCUCCGUGGGCACGGCCCUGAUGAGCGCCUACACCAACCUGGGCCUCACCGGCGAGGCUCUGUCCGCCUUCAGGGGGAUCGAGGACAAGGACAUCGUCGCGUGGUCUGCCAUGCUCGCGGCCUACGCCCAGGUGGGAGACUCGGAGGCAGCGGUGAGGCUCUUCUGCGAGAUGACGAGGCGGCGAGUGAGUCCCAACGAGUUCACCAUGUCCAGCGUCAUCGACUCCUGCUCCGGCCCUUCGGCCGCCGUCGACCAAGGGAAGCAGUUCCACGGCGUCUCCAUCAAACUGGGGCUGGAGGAGGCCAUCUGCGUGAGCAGCGCUCUGGUCACCAUGUACUCGAAGAAGGGCAGCAUAGAGAGCGCCUACGGCGUCUUCAGCCGGCAGCGGGAGAGAGACCUGAUCUCCUGGAACUCCAUGGUCUGCGGCUACGCCCAGCACGGCUACGGGAGCAAGUCUCUGCAACUCUUCACGGAGAUGCAGUCCCUGGGCUUGGAACCGGACGGCGUCACCUUCAUCGGCGUGAUCACGGCCUGCACCCACGCCGGCCUGGUCGACGAUGGGAGGCGAUUCUUCGAUUCCAUGCUCGACCCUCCCCACCCGAUCACUCCCACGGAGGAGCACUACGCCUGCAUGGUGGACCUCUACAGCCGCGCGGGCAGGUUCGCGGAGGCCAUGGAAAUGGUGAGGAAGAUGCCUUCACCGGCGGGGGCCACCGUGUGGCGGACCCUCCUCGGCGCGUGCCGAGUGCACAAGAACCUCGCGCUGGGGCGGCUAGCGGCGGAGCGGCUCCUCUCCCUCGAGCCGGAGCAUUCCGCCGCCUACGUCCUUCUGUCGAACAUCUACGCGGCGGCGGGGAGAUGGGAGGACCGAGCGGCGGUGCGGCGGCUGAUGGAGGCGAAGGGGGUGAAGAAGGAGGCCGCGUGGAGCUGGAUCGAGGUGAAGAAGAAGGUCCACUCCUUCCUGGCCGGCGACCGAUCGCACCCCUUCUCCGAGCGGCUGUACGAGCGGCUGGAGGAGCUACUGAGCAAGCUGAGAGCGGCGGGGCACCGGCCGGACACGGGUUUCGUGCUGCACGACGUGGAGGAGGAGCAGAAGGAGGGCAUGGUGGGGGAGCACAGCGAGAAGCUGGCCCUCGCUUUCGGGCUCAUGGCCACCCCGCAGGGAGCCCCUCUGCAGGUCGUCAAGAACCUCCGCGUCUGCGGCGACUGCCACGCUGUGUUCAAGCUCGCGUCGGCCGCGGAAGGGAGGGCCAUCGUCCUCCGAGACUCCACCCGGUUCCACCACUUCAGGGACGGGAGCUGCUCCUGCGGGGACUACUGGUGA